Anisakis simplex (herring worm) is the source of this 1749-nucleotide messenger RNA. The record is from the annotation of a GenBank genome assembly. NCBI's taxonomy places the organism in Eukaryota, Metazoa, Nematoda, Chromadorea, Rhabditida, Anisakidae.
AUGGAAAGUGUUAGCCUUCAACGCGUCUGUUUCGACAUUGAGGAUCGUCCACCCCCAUCCUAUUGGAAUAACACUAAAGAAACGGUUCAUAGUUCGAGUCGAACACGUACAAAUAGCUCACAGUCGUCUGGAGCAGGUACACCAAUAUCUACAAGUUAUCCGAAAAUUUCCAAGAUUGAUCCGCAAGAAUGGCUGAAGGCGCCUGAAUUCAUACCACGAUCUAAGCAACUCCUUAACGAAUCCUUUCGCACUGAUAUGACAACACCAACAACAAACUAUAUGCAGAAUCAAGGCCCACUGAUGCCAACACUUGCAAUGAAUGGAUUCACAAAUAUUCCCGAAGCACCACUUCCCGCGCCACCUCGUGCUGCUCCUCCACUACCACCGUUUUCCUCUCUACCAACCAUCAUCGAUAUGCCACAGCCAGUUUAUCCAUCGCAUGGUACGAUAGGAUUUCCGUUAACAGCGCAGGCCACACGAUAUCCUCCAUUACCACGUUCAUUGGGAAUCGUUCGUUUUCCAAUACCACGCAUUACCACCACCACGCCAACACCAUUCCUCCUUCGUCCACCUCUCGGCCUUGUUCCACCCGGAUAUUCCGCUAAUAUCACGCAAAUUAAUGCUGGUAUGGGACCGCCUAUUCCGGCGCUUGUUCUUAAGAAGAAAAGACGUAAACGUCAUAGACGCUUAAAAGAAUUAUCCACUAAUCAAACAGAGAAAGAUGCAUCGAAUGUAGCUCAUCCAGUUGAUCCGAACGGUUAUGUCAGUGAAGGAGAUGAUAAUUCAACGAAAGAUUCCACUCAAUUUCGAUUGCAACUCGCCUCUUCAGAGCCAGAUCUCACUAAGAAUAGCAAUUCGAAACGAGCAUCAGAAGAGUCUGGCAAUAUUGAAGGCAGUUUACUACAUGGAUCGUGCCCUGAUCUUUCCGACUCACAGCUACAGUUAUGGGACUCUCUUCUCUACGAUGCAGUAGUGAAUGAACAACAACGAUUGGACAAUGAAACGUCGUCCAUCUUGCCUCGUGAUCGUUCAAAAUCACGUUCCGAAUGCCCUAUGCCUAUGGAGUAUGAAAUCGCUUCACGAGCAGUACUAUCAGCUAUCGAUUCGGCCUUACAUGCGGAUGGAAUAUGUUCAAAAGAAGUGAGGCGGCUUGAUAAGCAACUUCAAGGUAGGGACAACGUGGAUAAUCGUUUUGUUGAUUCGCCAGCAUCAACGACAAAAAGUUUGAAGGCUGAAAUCGAAGAGCUGUCAUUUAGGCCAACAAUUUCGCAUUAUGGCUACCCACAAAGUAAUCCGGUGCGUGCUCAUAUGGCAACAUUCAAUCCUGAUUAUAAUACAACUGAAUCGUCGAUUGUUGAUCGUGGGGAGGAGCAAGGUUAUGUAGAAGAUUGUUUCGAGGGAAUGCAUAUUCGUGUUAAUCGAUUCGAUGAGGGCGAUGGUGGGCAGACUGACAGAUCUUGUCACGAAUAUCGGUUAUUUUUUAGUGAUACAUUGUACUACACUAGUUCUGCAGAUAUCACUGCUGCCGAAAAUUUCUUUCCUUCAAUGAUGAAUUCUGAAGCAAAUAACCGAAAUAAUUCGAUGUGCAAGAAUCUUUUGUAUGAAAACUUUUUCCAGGAACUUGCACUCUCGGAUUCCGAAUUACCGAGGCCUUCCCGAUUUCAACAGAUUCAAUGGGCUUUACAGAGAGGUAAGGAGCAGUAUACUCGACUGGUACCACCCCAACGAGUUUGUUGCUCAUUGAUGUAA